This is a messenger RNA of Lactuca saligna, 603 nucleotides long. The record is from the annotation of a GenBank genome assembly. NCBI's taxonomy places the organism in Eukaryota, Viridiplantae, Streptophyta, Magnoliopsida, Asterales, Asteraceae.
AUGAACAACCCUCCGAGCCACGUCAGAAUCACCGGCGUCGGAGAAUCCAAACAGGAUCUCAUCGAGACGGGAGCUCGGCUUUCCGGAUUCGCCGAGGCCUUAAACCUAGAAUUUGAAUUCCAUCCGCUUCACAAAAUGCUGUACGACGCCACCGGCGGCGCUCUUAGAGACUUUUUCCGGCUAAUUCGAAGCACAAACCCUAGCGUUGUGGUGAUGGCGGAGCAAGAAUCCGAGCAUAACGACGCUGUUUUGGAAAAGAGAGUAUCGAAUUCAUUGAUGUAUUAUUCUGCUAUCUUGACUGUAUCGAUUCUGUGUUUCCAUUACAAAUGGUGGCGGUCGAUGGCGGAGCUCGGCGGAUUCAGAAGCGUGGAGAUCAGCGAGAGGGGAGUUUCUCAGAGCCAAAUGAUACUGAAAAUGUAUGAUCAUCCAUUUGGUCCGAAUUCCUUCAAAGUGGAGAAGCAGCAGCAGAGGCGGGUGUCUGAUGGCGGUGCCGCCGCCGGUGUUACUCUGAGCUGGUCUGAUCAGCCUCUUUACACCGUGUCGGCGUGGGUCCCGUCGGAUGUCGCCGGAAGUUCGUCGGCGUAUCAGCAAGCAGCAGCGUGA